Ostertagia ostertagi is the source of this 1830-nucleotide messenger RNA. NCBI's taxonomy places the organism in Eukaryota, Metazoa, Nematoda, Chromadorea, Rhabditida, Trichostrongylidae. The record is from the annotation of a GenBank genome assembly.
AUGGAUGGGACCGCGAAAGAACUAAAUAUCACCGAUUACUCGGAUUCGCGCGGAAGUGGUAGACCCCCUGCAAAUAAGGAAUCUUGGAAGCCAAUGAAUAAACAGCAAGGAGCAUUACACUUAGGCAGUCACAGCGAUUUCUUCCGUUUCUUCAUCUGCAUAAGACUCUCACAGAUUUCUCGAUACCGUAUCUGCGUGGAGUUGCGUGGACUAAAGGCAAGGGCAAUCGAUGUUGAACCAACGGAUAAUCACUACUUCAACGAUUAUGACAUCGAGCUCGGCUCUUCCCGAACAGCACUUUUUCACAAUUUCGAGGAGGAACAUCCAACUCCGUUGUCAGCUUCCAUUAGCAAAAGUCUCCAGUCAACUUUGAAAGAAAGCGUACCAACUGAUCUCGCCGCUAAACAGGAUGCUUAUCAUGCCCGUCUCAUAGCCAGAGAAAUAAUGAUCUUAAAUCUGCGGUCAAUUCAUCAGAACAACAAAGAAGACCGUGAGGAAAGGUGGAAGGAGUCGAUUCUUACUUUCGAAAACGAUCUCGGUCUAGCCUCCCAUAUGCAGAACACAGCCGCUGCCAGCAUGAUCCAUGCAACGAACACUAACAAGCUACAACUUAGCAAAUGGAUACAAUAUUAUAAGAUGUCCACUCCGCUAACAGGUCUCGGCGAUGUGACGCCCGCACAUCCAGAGUAUAUGAUUGCCACAUUCGGAGUGGUGAUGGUCGGGCUUUCGCUGGUAUCCGUCUGCAUAGAUGUGGUUAAAGAGAAGCUUGAACUCAUGUACAUGGCACUGCUCAAGAAGAUGUUGCAGGAUUACAUGGAAGCAGUCAAAAAUGGAGAUCCGAACGCCGCGGCUGAGAUGAUGGCUGGAUUCCAAGGAAGAGCGAAAUAUCUUAUGCCACUGAUAAGCAAAGGGCAGGGAGCAAGAGUUAUGUCUCGUUUCAAAGAAGACUGCUCUGCCAAGGCUGUAGAAAAAAAGGCUGACGAGGAGAAGAAAGAGCUAAUGAGAUACACGCAGCUCCUUGAGCAGAGUGCGACGGUGGCAGUAACGCCGGUACGCAAGACAUCUGCGUGUUCUGUACAAGGUUUACCGUCUAUGUUCGACGAAAGAGCUCAACCUGCAUCACCAAAACACUUUGAAGUGGCUAUACAGCUUGUCAACUACCACAGCGAUGAUGCGUCGACGCAGUGCGACCUGUACAAGUUGCACAAAAGAGAGCUGAUAUCCACAGCGGUACAACCAGAUGUUUCGCAAAUAAGUAUGGUCGACGAGGAAAAUGAAGCAAUUCUGCUCGGAAAACCUCAGUGGAAUGAAGUCUCCGAAAGCAGCGCUGAGGAAGUAGCGCUUCAAUCAAAGGAAAUCCCAAUGGAGUUGCGGUACAUGCGAAGCGUUGGCGAGCAGGCAAAUAACAUUUUGUACGGGAUUAGCAUUGCCACGCGAGAAAUCGUGGGGAUCAACGAGUUAAGACGUAGGGCACGGCAUCACGCUUUGUCCACUGAAAAGCCGAUGCGAUCCUCAUUACGAUCAUCUUCCACCUUGAAUGGAGGACAUGCGACAGCUGGAGACAAGCGCCGUUCUGUUGAACCACUGACACCAUCAGGACUAAGUGAAGGAGACCCACUCGAUGUGGAGGAGGUGAAUGUCAGUGUUUCGCUCGUGAUCAAACCUGUUGAUGAAAGCGGUAAAGAGAUAGUCGAUAUCGCUGAGCUUAAUGAUAAGCAACAGGAAGAAGAUGAUGUGUUCUUGUCGGACAAUGAAGAUAAUAAUAUAGAAGGCUUCCUGGUCGAAGAGAGCACCCAGACCGAUUCGGCAGCGCAGUACACGGACAAUGAA